Messenger RNA from Toxorhynchites rutilus septentrionalis, 689 nucleotides. RefSeq lists its product as uncharacterized. The transcript is spliced from 2 exons. The record is from RefSeq and is a predicted model, not a curated record. Bases 90 to 611 code for a protein of 173 amino acids. NCBI's taxonomy places the organism in Eukaryota, Metazoa, Arthropoda, Insecta, Diptera, Culicidae.
AAUAAACUCAGCAGUUGCAGCUAAAAGUAUGUCCACCGUUAUUUUGUGAAUUAUUUUCCUCAACCUUGUAAGUUAAUUUGGAGAGCGAAAUGUCUCUCAAAGAUUCUUCCGCGGGUAUCGUUGAUGACACAAGGAGUUUGUCGAAACGAAUGCGUGCCGCUUACUCUGUAACUGAGCCAGCGGUCGAAACUGCUUCCCAGUCGCUUGAAACGCUUCGGAUGAAUAUAUUCUCACUCAUCGAGCAGGCAAAAAUCCGGAUCCAUAAGGCCAGUUGCAACCAAACUGCGGCACUCACCGAAAAGCAAACCAAGUUGCUUAAUGAUGCUAUCUACUCGAUAAAUUCUAUCCUUCGGAAGCAAGAACAGGUAGCGACGAUGCAGAACAAUAAGCGUGAACUCGUUGGUUUAUCUGGGGAAGAUUUCCAGAAACAGAUUGGUAACAUGUCGAAAAUGUUGAAUGCUGUAACAAUUGAAAUGGCGAAACUGAAACAGUCAACUGAUACGCUGGUGAACAUUUACUCAAAUUAUCAGCUCGAAAACGAAGAAGAAUGUGAUUCCGGUCAGAAUACGGACAGCAGCGAAGGGAAUAAUACAAUUUUUGAACAGCAGUGAAAUUGCUUGUUAUAUAGUCGUUAUGCAACAUUUGUAUUUUUCAAAACAUUAAAAUAAAAUUGUUUUUGUUAUUUUCAA